UGUAAAAAAGAUUAAAUAAAAAAAAUAAAUUAAAGAGUUUUUUGACAAAAAAAAAAAAUCAGAUUAUAUGUUGGCUGCUACACCGUUCACACCUUCAACCCCCUUGCCCAACCCACCUCCAACACCACCCCCACCAUCGUCACCCACCCUCGUAACUUGCCCAAAACCACUCCACCCUUCUCUUAGCAAGAUAAACUCUAUUCUCCCUGUCAAAAAAACCAUCACAGCCAAUGAAUAUUCUUCAUUGUCUUCAAUGGGGUGCUUCAUAAAUUAACAAUGGCGGCGUGGUGAUGAUAUGAAAUAACGAAACAAUGAAAUAUGUUCCUCAAAUUCGCUGGUAUGAAUAAUCAAUUCCUAUGAAUGCAAUGUUAUUAAUUCUUAAAAGUACUCUAACCUGGUGAGAUUUCUCAUGAAUUCAUGAAUUUGCACAUCAAUCUAUUUGAAAUUUGUCAUGGUAUUGUUUUUAAUUAAAUAAUUAGCAUCAUAUCCCUAAAAUACCCUUUGACCUUUCGGGAUUUGACUUUGACUUUUAGUCAAUAGACUUUUUGGCUGGACCUCUUUUCUUCUUUGGCAGGCCCAUGGGGUUUUACCUCCAGAAUACUUAAAUCCUUUGCCAUCCCUCUCCUGUGGCUAUCCUCCUUUUAAGGAGAAUAACCACCCACCACCUUCCAUUCUUCGUAUAUGCUUGGCUCUCCUUGCUUCAGAUGAAUAACUGUCCAUUCUUCCCCUGACCAGUCCACCUCCCAUUACUCCCACUACUCCCAUGUUAGUCCACUUCUUCUCAGAAAUAACUCCCCUUCUUCACCAUUAUAAAUAGAGGCUACCAUCAAGGAGGGAGGAUCAUCUGAAAUAGCUUUCCUAGUAUCCUUGCUUACAUUACUUCCUUAGCCUUCCUAAACUCUAGCACUAGCACUAGCAAUCCCAAUCCCGACCUUCCUUCUUGCAUUCAUUCUACAAUCUGUCAUUCAUUAACUUCCGAUCUACGUUCUAACUUGAGCGUCGGAGGGGUAUUCCGGGAGAUCACCCCCCGGACAAGGCUAACGUGUUGUAUUGCAGGAAUUCAAGUCGCUUUCUCUUAUAAACCGUUUCACUGGAUCACUCUUCCAUCAAUCUCCAGGUAUUUUAAGUGUCUUUUGCACUUCCUCGUUUCAUUACCGAAACAGUUUGGCGCCGUCUGUGGGGAGUUGAAACAAAAAGUCAUGGCUCCUAAAAAGAAUCCUACACAAACUGCAACAGUGCAUAGCACAGAUACAGACACUUCCGCAGGUCACGCUAACAAUCAAGCCGUGACCCGUCGUGAUCUGGACAUGCUAGCACGAAAUCUCACGGCCGCGUUCUCUGAACAACUUCGUGCCGUCAUAAACAAUACCCCUACUCAGCAACGAGUACUGGAAGAUAUGGCUGCACAGAUAAAAAACCUGAAGGAACGAAUCGAGCCCCAUCCUGAGAUACCAAAAUCCCAUGAAUCUCAAGAAGGGAACUCGAGGACUUCCCACUCCAGCAGACGCAACAAGAAUAGGCGGGAAAGGUCCAAGACUUAUCCACACCCUGGCACCACAGAUACACGAGAUGGCGACUCCAAAACCGCCACUCCAGAUGCUCGAACUUUCCUAGAGAGCAAAAAACGAAAAGCGUCCGAGAGCGUCCAGUCCCUGCUAGAUAAAAGAAGGGAGGAAAGAAAGAAGGCGGAACUCGCUGGUUCUAGCCGCCCCCUCAUUUCCGCCACCAUGCCGCGGAAUGAGGCCACCAAGAGUGUCCUCCCCGAAGAACCCAUAUCAUUAGUCUCCCCCCUGGCCAUGGAGAUACUAAAUACUCCUAAUCCCGGGAAAAUAAAGGUACCAAACAUGGCUGCUUUCGAUGGCACGUCAUGCCCACAGGAGCACAUGACGGCGUAUAAGAAUCUUAUGCUGUUAUACACCACCAACUCAUCGUUAUGGUGUAAGUUCUUUCCAACUACUCUUACAGGAGUAGCUUUGACAUGGUACACCUCCCUUCCCGGAGGAAGCAUCCACAAGUUUGCCCAACUAGAGGACAAGUUCUUGGGCCAUUUUGUAGCCUCAAAAAGGCAGGAGAAAUCAAACUUCCACCUGCUUAGUGUCACUCAGUUGGAAGGAGAAUCCAUAUCCUCUUAUCUCAAGAAAUUCCAUGAGGCAGUGCUGGAAGUAACUGAUUUGGAGGAGUCAGUUGCGCUAAACGCCCUAAUCAACGGAAUGAAGGCUCAACGGCUGAAGUUCCAGUUGGUUGAAAGUCAAGUAAAAACGUAUGCAGAGGCCAUGAAACAAUGCCAAAGCUACGUCACGGCCUCGGAGAUAUGUCAGGCCCAUGACCCGAAACGGCGUAAAUCCGAAAAGAAGGAAGCCGGAUCCUCUCUUCAAUCCUCACGACGUAGAGAGGAACAUUCUCCGAGGGGGAAGAAUUACAUGCCGCGUCGUCCUGGCCCACCAUCUGAUAUGGGACCUCCACGAGCCAGACAGGUAUAUGUAGCAGGAGGGGAGACUAGGACGCGGAAUCUGGGGGAUGGAGGCAACGACCCAAUGUUCAAUCGAAACAGGAGGGACAUUUUCUUCGCUGUUCGAGAUCAAUUGCCGGCUCCACCUCCUGUUACCACCCCCUCUAAUAGGCGCAACUAUAAUCUGUGGUGUGACUACCACAAAGAACAUGGCCAUACUCUGGCACAAUGCCGCGAACUAAAGCGCAUCUUGCAUCAGUUGGCUGACGAGGGAAAACUGUCCAGGUUCAUCAACAGGAGAGAUUAUGAUGCUGGAAGAGAAGGAGAAAGGAGGCCAUGGCAACAAAAACGCCGAUCCCCCAAGAGGAACGAAGCCAGACGCGAAAGUUCCGACACCCAAGGAACUAUCAACAUGAUUUUUGGGGGAUACACUGAGGAAUAUCCCACUAUCCGCGCGGCAAAAAACAGCGUCCACACUUUGCUGAAAGGACCUCCCAUGGCCGCAUCUAAAGGACCGGUCAUGAAGUUCGAUGCCACGACUUCCCAGCCGCUGCAACAACCCCAUACCGACCCCCUGGUAGUCACUCUUAAAAUCGGGCAAAUGAAAGUCAGACGGGUGCUGGUAGAUACGGGAAGCACGGCUGAUCUUAUUACAAUGGAAUGCUUGAGAAAGAUGAAGUUCGAGGAGAAGCACUUGCAACCCCUAGACAAACCACUGAUUGGGUUUGGAGGGAGUCAGGUCAUUCCGUUGGGAACGAUCAUUCUCCCCGUACGAGUAGGGGAGAAAAAUGAAAGCCGUACCAUGCCCAUACGGUUCACAGUGGUAGAUCUCAACUUUCCCUACAAUGCCAUCAUGGGGCUCCCACUCAUUAACAAGAUCAAGGCAGCCAUCUUUCCCCAUCAACUCCUGCUGCAAUUCGAAACAGAUAACGGGCAAGUUGGCAUUCUGAAAGGAGACCAGGUGACGGCUCGCCAAUGCCUCGUUAACACCCUGAAGCGCAGGUCUUCCGAGACACCUGCAAAAAGAAAGAGGGAAGACAAGGUCCCCGCUGACAUGAGCGUAUACAGGGAAAAUCCCAACACGCAUGAAAGGUCCCGCCCCAUAGAACGAUACGAGGAAGUAGAUAUGUUCAAGGGGAAACAAAUCAAGAUAGGGAAAGAUCUUCCUGACACGGUCAAGCAGGACAUAGUGGCCACCAUUGCUGAAUUCCGCGACGUCUUUGCUUUUUGCACGGAAGAAAUGCCUGGCAUCCCUACCAGUGUCGCGUGUCAUAAACUUGACAUCAAACCAGGCCAUAAACCCGUGAAACAAAAGCUACGACAUCAAGGAAGAGAGCGGACUGAGGCCGCAAAGGAGGAAGUUGAGAAGUUAUUGAGAGCCGGAUUUAUCAAAGAAUGCCAAUACUCAGAGUGGCUAUCCAACGUUGUUCUGGUAAAAAAACCAAAUGGUAAAUGGAGGAUGUGUGUCGACUUCACGGACCUGAAUAAGGCAUGCCCCAAAGACGAUUAUCCACUUCCAAAGAUAGAUCGUCUGGUCGACUCUACGGCAGGCCAUGCAUUAUUAAGCUUCAUGGAUGCCAACGCCGGCUAUCAUCAGAUCCCAUUGGCCACCGAAGAUCAACCUCACACGGCCUUCAUUACUAGCACAGGGGUCUAUUGCUACAAGGUCAUGCCCUUCGGAUUAAAAAACGCGGGAGCAACUUAUCAGAGGAUGGUCAACAAGGUCUUCCAAUCUCAGAUUGGACGGAAUUUAGAAGUAUAUGUGGAUGAUAUGAUCACAAAGAGCAAACAAGCAAGUCAGCACGCCGCGGACUUACGAGAAACCUUCCUUACCCUUCAAAAACACCAAAUGAAGCUUAAUCCCGACAAGUGCGUGUUUGGAGUUACCGGAGGUAAGUGCCUCGGCUUUCUGGUAGACGAGCGGGGCAUUGAAGCAAAUCCCGAUAAGAUCCAGGCCUUACAAAACAUGAGAUCCCCCACCUCAGUAAAAGAAGUACAAAAACUCACGGGGUGCAUAGCCGCUCUCGGAAGAUUCCUUUCCAAGUCUGCGGAUAAAUGUUCCCCCUUCUUUAAGACAAUAAAACAACAGAAGUUCGAGUGGACAGCAGAAGCAGAAGAGUCCUUUCGCCAAAUCAAAGAACACCCGUCCACAUUACCGAAACUAGUUUCUCCCAUCAAAGGGGAGAAACUAGUCCUAUAUGUUUCUGUCUCCGAGUAUUCGUUAUCCGGAGUACUGGUUGCGGAAAGGGAAAAGAAACAGUUUCCCGUAUACUACGUAAGUCAUGCAUUCCGCGGCUCUGAGGGAAACUACGGCGAAGUCGAAAAAGUCAUAUUCACAAUCGUUAUGGCAAGCAGAAAAUUGAAGCCCUACUUUCAAUCCCAUCAGAUCAUCAUCCGGACUGAUCAACCUUUGAAAAAGAUACUGGAAGGAAAAAACAAGUCAAGCCGCGUCACAGAUUGGGCAAACCAGCUAGCGGAUUUCGGUAUCGAAUACGAGCCUCGAACGGCAAUCAAAGCUCAAGCUCUGGCUGAUUUCAUUGCUGAAAGUACCUUCCCCUGUCAUCCUGAACCCAAUCAGAAGUGGAAGUUGUAUGUAGAUGGGUCCUCAACACAAUCAGCUAGUGGAGCUGGACUCCUCAUCAUGUCUUCCGCGGGGGUCCGUAUGGAAAGAGCAGUCAGGUUCGAGUUCGCAGCAUCUAACAACGAGGCAGAAUAUGAAGCAUUAUUGAUGGGAUUGAGAAUUUGCUACGAAGCGGGAGCGAAAAACUUGUCCGCUUUCUCUGACUCCCAAUUGAUCGUGGGACAAGUCAACGGAGAAUUCGAAGCAAAGGAUGAUAGCAUGAAGAUGUAUUUGCAGCAGGUGAAAGAAUUUGUUCAAAAAUUCGACAAGUUCACAUUGGAGCACAUUCCAAGAUCCCAGAACGCACAAGCUGAUUCCCUAGCAAAACUGGCCAGCUCAGCAGAAACAUCCGCGGCUCGAGACAUUAUCUGGGAAGUACUUCCUAAUCCCAGCAUCAACUUCAUGGUCAACACCAUCGACAGAUCAGAUACAUGGAUGGAACCGUACAUCGAAUAUUUGCGAAAUCAGACGCUUCCCCAAGAUAAAAGCCAGGCCAAUAUGCUCCAGAAGAAAGCAAGAUGGUUCGAACUCCACGAAGGAACGCUCUACAAGAAGUCGUAUACACACCCCCUCCUGAAAUGUGUAUCCCCUGAAGAAGGAAACUAUAUCCUUCGCGAAAUACAUGAAGGAGGAUGCGGUAUACAUCAGGGAGUGCGAACUGUCAUCGGGAAAGUCCUGAGAAGUGGAUAUUAUUGGCCCUCACUCCGAGAAGACGCGGAAUACUUGAUCAAGAGAUGUCCUGAAUGCCAAUACCAUUCAAAGAUAGGAAGGAAGCCGUCUAAUUACUUGACUGCCAUACAAGCCGUCUUGCCUUUCGACAAGUGGGGCAUGGACCUCCUUGGUCCCUUCCCUCCGGCAAAAGGGCAACGCAAAUUCAUCAUUGUGGCCAUUGAUUAUUUCACAAAAUAUGUAGAAGCGGAAGCCCUUAGUUCAAUCACGGACAAACAGGUCUGUCAGUUUAUAUGGAGAAAUAUCAUCACAAGGUACGGCAUCCCCCGGGUGAUCAUAACAGAUAAUGGAAGGCAGUUCGUCAGCAAGAACACUAUCGAGUACUGCGACAAAUUUAACAUCCAAAUCAGAUUCAGUUCAGUAUCCAGGCCGCAAACUAACGGUCAAGUGGAGUCCGCAAACAAAGAGAUCCUGAAUGGCAUUAAGAAGAAGAUAGAGGGAGUCAAAGGUAAUUGGGAUGAAGAAUUACCAGGCAUCUUAUGGGCAAGCCGAACAACCAUCAAAGACGCAACGGGGCAUACACCUUUCUCUUUAGUAUAUGGAUCUGAAGCCGUGCUCCCAGUUGAAAUAGGCAUACCCUCUACAAGGGUCACCUACUACUCACACGACGAAAAUGAGGAAGGAAAAAGAGCAAACUUAGAUCUGCUGCCGGAAACAAGAGGAAACGCGAUGCUGAGAUCAAUAGCACAAAAACAGAAGAUGAUCCGUAGCUUCAAUCGCCACGUAAAAACCAGACGCAUUCAAAUGGGUGAUUUGGUCCUUCGAAAAAUAGAAGCUACGGGAAAGAUCGUGGAAAAAGGAAAGUUAGGAGCCAAAUGGGACGGCCCUUUCAAAGUCACCCGCAUCAUCAAACCGGGAACUUUCGAACUAGAAGACAUGAAAGGGAAAAAACUACCCCGUCCAUGGAAUGGAGACCACCUAAAGAAAUUCUACAUUUAAUAAAAUUUGCAAGGGGCAAUCAGUUACUAGUAUCAGUGUUAGCAGCAUCAAUCCGCGACUACACUCAUCCCGCAACGUAGUUGCGUUGUCAUUCGAAUUCACUUUUGUAUUCUUAUCAAUCCUUUAUAACAGAAGUUUCAAUUUCAGAUUAUCUGGCACCUAUGUUCGCAACUAUUUGGUAAAAAUCUAUUGCAAAUCUUAUUAAAUCAGUAAUAUCCAAAAGUCGGACCCCUUGAGAGAGGUCCCAUUAUCAAGUUAUUCUAAGUCACUAACGAACCUAUGACUUCGAUAAGUCGGACCCCCAGUUUGGGGUCCCCUAGUUCAAAAUAUUCUAAGUUUUUACAAAUGAUGUUUCCCAACCGGGACAUCGAUAAGUCGGACCCCCAGUUUGGGGUCCCCUAGUUCAAAACAUUCUAAGUCUUUACAAUGAUGUUUCCUAACCGGAACAUCGAUAAGUCGGACCCCCAGUUUGGGGUCCCCCUAGUCCAAAAUAUUCCAAAAGAUGUUUCCCAACCGGGACGUCGAUAAGUCGGACCCCCAGUUUGGGGUCCCUGAGUUCAAAAGAAAAUCCAAGUCUCCCAAAAAGAUUACCCGCGACCGGGACAUCGACAAGUCGGACCCCCCUACUGGGGUCUGUAGGCUGAAAAUAUUCUAAGUCCAAAUUUCCUUGAUGUCGCCUAUACGUGACAUCGAAAAAUCACGUCCUUUAAGUAGUGUUCCGCGGCCUCAGAGGAAAGAAGCCACGGCUCAACAAAUAGAAGCAUGGAUAUCACGAAAAAUCAGGAAUAUAUACAUCGAAUAUUCAAAAUAUAGUUGAAUGUUUACAAAAAACAAGGUUACUAAAAUACAAGAUUAUACAUCGUCAAAAAAGACCUCGACAUCUUCACCCGGCGGCGGAGGAGAUUCGAUCCUUCCCUCUUCAAAACUCGGGGUGAAGCUGACAUAAUCUUCAACAUUGAACGGCUCCACCCCGAUCUCAGACAACUCCCGGGACAAGCUCUGGAGGUUCCGGCCUUCGUCAAUAAUGAGAUUCGAUAGAUCAAGGCAUAGAACCUCCAGGUUGGAGAGCGUCAAGUUCUCUGGGACAUCUGACGCCGGAGGAGAAGAGAGAGCCAGCUGCUCCAAGUCAAGACUUAAAGCCUCCCUCUCAGCCUCGGCAUUUAUCUUUUCAGACCAGGCCCUCUUCUCGGCCGCGUCCCAGACCGUGUCGACCAGUACCGCCGACUCCCCGUCCAAGACAGGAGCAAGGUUGGACAAAGCUUCACUCCCCUUUUGUUCAGCAGUUUGCUGAAGGGAAGUAAAAUCCAUGCCCAACUCUGCGGCAGCCAGACGAUACUUCUCGUCACUAAUCAUGGUUCCGGCCUUCACCAUCUCGGCCGUCAGAUCUCCGAGAAACUUCGACGCUUCCGGCUCAUCCGAGAGAAGCCAAUCUCGAGCUAUCCGGGCCUUCCUGGUUAAGCACAAUUUGUAUACUUUAGCCGCGGAUAGAAUCAUUUUGAAGUGGGAAGA
Amaranthus tricolor (Joseph's coat) is the source of this 8246-nucleotide messenger RNA. RefSeq lists its product as uncharacterized. The coding region runs from base 1200 to 6737 and encodes 1845 amino acids. The record is from RefSeq and is a predicted model, not a curated record. Gene Ontology annotation, biological process: DNA integration. Lineage: Eukaryota; Viridiplantae; Streptophyta; Magnoliopsida; Caryophyllales; Amaranthaceae. Gene Ontology annotation, molecular function: RNA-DNA hybrid ribonuclease activity; nucleic acid binding. The transcript has a single exon.